This is a messenger RNA of Melitaea cinxia (Glanville fritillary), 1200 nucleotides long. Its product is annotated as EARP and GARP complex-interacting protein 1. The transcript has 9 exons. NCBI's taxonomy places the organism in Eukaryota, Metazoa, Arthropoda, Insecta, Lepidoptera, Nymphalidae. Gene Ontology annotation, molecular function: protein binding. Gene Ontology annotation, biological process: protein ubiquitination. The record is from RefSeq and is a predicted model, not a curated record. Bases 53 to 1171 code for a protein of 372 amino acids.
GCUGCUUGUUGCAUUAAUUUCAUAACCGUAAAAGUUACGAAAACUGCUUGCAAUGGAAGAAGGAAACUCAAUAAUUUACGGACUUGAACAUCAGACUAGAGCCUUAUCUCCUCAAUAUGGAGAGAGCGACGCAAUUAGAUUCCUGAUCGGCACACAAAGCUUGAAGCCGAACACGAACCAAGUGCAUGUUGUUGAACUCGAGGAAGAUACAGGAGCCUUACAUACAAAAGUAUUUAAACAUGAUAUUGGAGAAAUCUGGCAUCUCCGCUGCUCUCCGCACGACACAGCUACGUUAAUGACCACACACAAUGCGUAUGAUCCAGACACUUCUCAAUGUACAAUGGGUGUGUCAAUAUUUAAACUACCAACGACUGAGGUAAUUCCAAAAGAUAUGGAUGACCUCAGUGCAAUACAGGGCAGAAAUGCAGAGGAUAUGGAACUCUUGAAAACUAUAACACCAGAGAAACCAGAAGAAGAGAUACGCUGCGCCGAAUGGCAUUCAACGGAUUCUAAUCGUAUAGGCAUAGUUUUAGAUAACUAUGUCAGUAUUCGUGAUGUUAACACGGGGUCUCAGGUGAUCAGUGUCGCCCCAGAGGGUCGCGCUAGGCUCAAGUUUACUGGGGGCAAAUGGAGCCCACAGGGACAUUGUCAAUUUGCAGUAUUACAAGAUACACAUAUAAAGUGCUUUGACACAAGAACAGACUGUGUCAAAUCUUCUUGGAACAUAGACAACGCGCACCGACAGCUAGCAAGAGAUAUUGACUUCAAUCCUAACAGACAGUUCCACUUGGCGAGUGCGGGCGACGACGCCGCGUUGAACAUUUGGGAUUAUAGGAACAGCAAGCAACCGAUAUUCAGCAGAACUGAUCACUCGCAUUGGAUAUGGACUGUGAGAUACAACACUUAUCACGAGCAACUCCUACUGACCGGGAGCUCUGACGCUAGAGCCCUAUUGACGGCAGCGGCUAGUAUAUGCGACUUAGAUGAUGAAGGAAAGCGUUUGAGCCAAGUGCUGGAGGACGGCGUGCUGCAGUCGUACGAGCAGCACGAGGACUCGGUGUACUGCGCGGAGUGGAGCGCGGAGCCCUGGACCUUCGCCUCGCUGAGCUACGACGCGCGCCUCGUGCUGUCGCGGGUCCCGCGGCACUUCAAGUACAAGAUCCUGCUCUGAGCUGGCGGCUAAUAAAUUAUUAUCGUGUA